GGCGCGUCCUGCGCUGCGGGGCUGCCCGGGCUGCGGGGGCAGCGGCUGGUGCUCCGGUCCCCAGGGAGCCCUCCGUGCGGUAGGGUUUGCGUUCUGCCUCCUGCGCAAGGCGGGGGAACAGCCCCCGAGCGGGGAAGGCCGCCGGCGUUCGCAGCGGGAGCCGGGCCGUGCCCCGCCGGGCCGUGCGUGCCCCGCAGGAGGGGUCGCGGGGUUUUGUGUCCCCCCAGGCCCGCGGGGGGCUAUGGCAGCCGCCAGGAGCGUGAUGAGAGCGGUCAGAGUCUUUGAGUUCGGGGGCCCUGAAGUGCUGAAACUCCAGGCAAACGUCUCCGUUCCUGACCCAAAAGAAAACCAGGUGUUGAUCAGAGUCCACGCCUGCGGGGUGAACCCCGUGGAGACCUACGUCCGCGCCGGGGGCUACGCCAGGAAACCAGCCUUGCCCUACACCCCUGGCUCGGAUGUGGCUGGUGUCAUAGCAGGCGUUGGGGAGCGUGUCACUGCUUUCAAGAAAGGGGACAGGGUUUUUACCAUUGGCACCAUCUCUGGAGGAUAUGCAGAGUACGCAGUUGCUGCAGCUGACAGAGUCUUUCCCUUGUCUGAUAAACUGGACUUCAGGCAGGGAGCAGCCCUUGGAAUACCCUACUUCACUGCUUAUCGUGCUCUUCUCCAAAAAGGGCGUGCCAAGGCAGGGGAGAGUGUGCUGGUGCAUGGUGCCAGUGGAGGUGUGGGAAUAGCAACGUGUCAAAUUGCCAGAGCUUGUGGUUUAAAGGUGUUGGGUACAGCAGGAACUGAGGAAGGCAUGGAUGUGGUUUUGAGGAAUGGUGCUCACCAAGUAUUUAAUCACAGAGAAGCUAAUUACACUGAUAAAAUCAAGGAAUACACAGGGACGGAAGGAGUUAAUAUAAUCAUAGAGAUGCUCUCUAACAUCAAUCUUGCUACUGACUUGCAACUGCUGUCCUGUGCAGGAAGGGUGAUGGUUGUGGGCUCUAGAGGCCCCAUUGAGAUAAAUCCCAGAGACACCAUGAGUAAAGAAUCCAGCAUAACUGGAGUUAGUCUGUUUCUUGCAACUGAGGAGGAGAUGCACGAGUGUGCAGCAGCAGUCCUUGAUGGCAUAGAAGCUGGCUGGCUGAAGCCUCUGGUAGGCUCUGAGUAUCCUCUGGAGAGAGCAGCCCAGGCUCACCAGGACAUCAUCCACAGCAGAGGAGCCCAGGGGAAGAUGGUGCUCCUUCCAUAAAGCCCUUCCCACGGGUCUUGGCAGCUCCUCUGACUGCACCUUUGCCUGCAGGAUUCGUUGAAUUAGGUUAUGGAACAUACUUGUGAUCAGGUUUGACAGUAACAGCAAAUGCUAUCUUACCUUAAUUAAUUACAUUCAUUACUUAACAAUCUCUUUCCUUUUGGUAAUAAACAAGCUUGCAUAGACUAGCAAA
Molecule: messenger RNA, 1424 nt
Organism: Apus apus (common swift)
Lineage: Eukaryota; Metazoa; Chordata; Aves; Apodiformes; Apodidae
Gene: CRYZ
Product: crystallin zeta
Exons: 8
Coding region: 242-1231 (329 amino acids)
Cellular component (GO): cytosol
Molecular function (GO): zinc ion binding; NADPH binding; mRNA 3'-UTR binding
Source: RefSeq, a predicted model, not a curated record